UCGCCACCCACCCCUGCCCCCGAUCCUGCGGCCGCCCCAUCAUCCUCCGCGCCGCGGCCAAACCUGGAGAACCCGACGACGGCGCAGGACUACCUGCAGCUAGGCAUCGUCCACCACGAGGCGAACCGGUUGACCGAGUCGGCAGCGUGCUUCGAGAAGAGUGCUACGCUGGACGGCGGAUGCGGCGUGGGCAUGCUGAUGUGGGGACUCGCGCAGCGCCACGGAUGGGGCUGCCCGCAGAGCGAGAGCGCGGGUUUCCGCUGGUUGAGGCGCGCUGCGGAGGUGGCGGUGGAAGACCUUGAGAGAGCUAGGGCGGGGUCGGACUCCGGGGCGGUGAAGAGCGAACUCGUCCUCGCUAUAUACGAGGUCGGGCAGAGCUUCUUUCGUGGAUGGGGCGUGGAGAAGGACAAGAAGAUGGCAGUUAGUUAUUUUCGAGUUGCAGCACGGCUCGGGGACCCGGACGCCCAGCAAGACCUGGCGUUCUGUCUUGCGAAUGGCAAGGGCUGCAAGAAGGAUAAGCGAGAGUCGGCGAAGUGGUAUAGAGCAGCGGUCGCGCAAGGGGUCAGCGACGUCGGGCUCGCUUGGAUUUACAAGGAUAAAUAU
This is a messenger RNA of Fomitopsis serialis, 603 nucleotides long. RefSeq names its product HCP-like protein. The annotation marks the transcript as partial. The record is from RefSeq and is a predicted model, not a curated record. The transcript has 3 exons. Lineage: Eukaryota; Fungi; Basidiomycota; Agaricomycetes; Polyporales; Fomitopsidaceae. Gene Ontology annotation, molecular function: protein binding.